This is a messenger RNA of Scleropages formosus (Asian bonytongue), 1094 nucleotides long. It is a transcript of the gene mydgf, whose product is annotated as myeloid-derived growth factor. Bases 12 to 560 code for a protein of 182 amino acids. Lineage: Eukaryota; Metazoa; Chordata; Actinopteri; Osteoglossiformes; Osteoglossidae. Gene Ontology annotation, biological process: positive regulation of endothelial cell proliferation; positive regulation of angiogenesis. The transcript has 6 exons. The record is from RefSeq and is a predicted model, not a curated record.
UCGUUCUCAACAUGGCGGCUUCCGGCGCGCACGGGAUCGGUUCUCUGCCCUGCGGAUCCACGUUUUGCUCAAUGCUCUCUUCCUUAUUGAUCAAACUGGUGCUCGUAUCCCUGUGCUUCGCGCCAUGUGUCUUUCCUGCGAGCGACAGAACCAGGACGGUGGAGUUCAACGUGAAGCCGGGAGGAGUCGUUCACACUUUCUCAGAAAAAAUAGGGAAGUAUGAAUGCGUCUUCACGUACGCCUCGCAGGGUGGGACCAACGAGCAAUGGCAAAUGAGCGUCGGACUCAGUGAUGAUGACAAAUUAUUCUCCUGUUCCAUAUGGAGACCCCUGGGGAAAUCUUACUUGUUUUUCACAGAGUUUAAAGCUGAGAUUAAAGGUGCCAAGGUGGAAUAUGCCAGUGCCUAUUCCCAGGCAGGAGUUGGUGGACAGAAUGAUGUGGCUUUGAAGGAGGAGGAAUAUGUUGUAGGGGACACAACAGUGACCCACAAAGAUGGGAAGUUCCGCGCUGAGCUCUCAAAACUGACCAUUAUUGCCCGGACAAGGCACGAUGAGCUCUGACUUCUUGGGAUCGCUAUGCAUUAAUUGAAUGGGACUUUGAUAUUGGUGGAGGAAUCAUGCAGAGAAAUACAUGGGCCAUUUAUCUUGAAAUCAGCAAGGUUGGGGUCAGUGGGAGGGGGGGCAGUCUUAACUGCCAGUGUACCCACAGGUCAGUUCUUUGGUCGUUGCCAUUUUAUUCAAUGUUGUGACUAGAACGGUUAUUUAAGCUGUGUAUCACUUCCAUGUUGAGAUAGGGGAAUGGUUGUUGAUCUCUUAGAGAUUUACCAACAGGAAGAACUGUCAAGCUGUGCUGAUGAUAAUGCCUUACUCUGCACAUUACUGUUCAUAUCUGAAUGCGUAUACAUAAGUGAAGACAAUACGUGGGGCAUUGGAGGAGAGAAGGUUUGUGUCAUUGUGUGCUACACGAUAUCAGCAGGGCACAGCAUCUCGCAGAAUAUAGUAGUGGAGUCUAGUAGUGGACUUUUUUAUUUUCCAUUUUUAAAGCGGAUAUAAAUAAAUAUCCUGUCUGGCUGACAUAAGUAUGUUGUUUCUUAU